CUACCGAAAUAACACCUAAUUUGAGUAUCCGAACCACAGAAAUCUCUGCACCCAUCUCAGUUCACACCGUGGCUAGCAGUGACAAUGUGGUUACUAACUAUUUCAAUACUUUUGUUCAUUUCUUUUUAUAAGAUUACAUUCCCUGGCCGAUCGCGUUAUUAUCCUCCAGGUUUGCAAUAUUUUUUGAAAAACAUGUUACAUGUCGGCUGACGAAUACCUAAACAUAUUUUAUUUUAACUUUAAGGUCCAUGUUCGUUACCAAUAAUAGGAAAUCUAAUAUCCGUUUGGAUCGGGUUAAGAAAGCUGAAACAUCACCACAGUCUUUGGCAAUCAUGGGCGAAAAUGUAUGGAGACAUAGUGGGUCUCCAGUUAGGCUCUAUGAAUGUUGUUGUGGUGUUUGGAAAGGACUUGAUCAAGGAAGUUUCUUCGAGGGAUGUGUUCGAGGGGAGGCCGGAUGGGCUGUUUUAUAUGAUACGGUCGUUUGGAAAGAAGUUAGGAGUAGUAUUUUCUGACGGCCAAAGCUGGAAAACAACUCGUGGAGUGCUCCUUAAGUAUUUGAAAGGUUUCGGUUACGGCACCCGCUCCAUGGAGGCGUACAUAGCCGAGGAGUGUACAGACCUCGUCAAGCUUUUGUCGAAUACGCGCCAGCCUGUCGUAGUCAAUGAUUUGUUCGACAUUUCAAUCGUCAAUAUUCUGUGGAGACUGGUAGCGGGCACAAGAUACGAUUUGAAAGACAUCCGUUUAAAAAAACUAUGUCAUAUGAUCAAACGGGCAUUCAAAGUGGUUGACAUGAGCGGUGGUGUGAUGAACUUCAUGCCUUUUCUGCGGCAUAUCAUUCCUGGCGCCAUUGGAUAUACGGAGUUGCAUGAACUGCACGAGACACUCUACUCGUUUAUUAAGGAAACAAUAAAAGAACAUGAGACAAACAUCGUCACCAAAGAUCCGAGAGACGUCAUUGAUGCCUUCCUGAUCGAAUCCAUUGAAAACAAGGCUGAUGCAAUUUCAGAAGAAGAGCUCCAAGUAGUGUGCCUCGAUAUGUUAGAAGCUGGAAUGGAAACCGUUGGUAACACAGCCGUUUUUCUACUUCUACACGUCGCCUUAAACCCACAUGUGCAAGCGCGCCUCAGGCAAGAGAUAGAUGACGUCAUCGGCUCUAAAAGACCGCCGGCGUUGGGUGAUAGAUCAAGAAUGCUGUAUACCGAGGCAGUGAUUAUGGAAGCCCUCCGAAUUUCAAGUGUGGCCCCAGUAGGCAUCCCUCAUGUGGCUCGAGAAAACACGCGGCUCAAAGAUUAUAUCAUUCCUGAGGGUGCACUAAUCUUACUGGCUCUCCACGACCUUCACAACGGGCUUCACUGGACGGACCCGCACGAGUUCAGACCCGAGAGAUUUCUCACAAAAGAAGGGAAUCUAGUACAGGAUGAGUGGCUGAUGCCCUUUGGCACAGGUAAACGACGUUGCAUCGGCGAAGGCCUGGCCCGAUCCGAACUCUUCAUGUUCCUGACAUACCUUCUGCAGAGCUUUACCCUUGUAAUACCUGAAGGCGACCGCACGCCUUCAACGGAACCGGUGAACGGGGUGACACUAUCAGCGCAACCUUUUAGGCUUAUAUUUAGACUGAGACGUUAGUUUAAUGUUUUUUGUGUACUGAGUUUUGUUUUUAAGCUCUUUCAAUGUUUUAUUGUAACUGAAGUCCCUUUCCAUGUUCCUUGACAUUUUUAUUUAUAUGAGCCUCUUCCUCAGCACAUUUCAGAUGGAUAUAGUUUUAUUAUUCUAAUAUAUCUCUCUUUCUUAUCAUCUGAAAGUCUGUUUGCCAGUCGGCAAAGGCCUCCUCCAUUCGUUUCUGUCAAGAUUCGUUAAUGCAGAAAUAUACCCUUGUAAUACCUGAAAGCAACCGCACGCCUUCAACGGAACCUGUCAACGGGGUAACACUCUCAGCAGAACCUUUUAGGAUUAUAUUUAGACCGAGACGUUAAUUCAAUUUUGUAUACAAUUAAAUCAGAGUUUAAACGCCCCUAAGCUACGGUGGCCACCUAAAAUCUAGGGGCAUCAGGACCGUACGCCUUAAUUUCUCGUGGUACAAAACUUACUAACCAAACGGCUUAUUUCGGGGAGCUAAUUAAAAUGGAAUCUUUUGUAAACCUAUUUUAAUUUAUUAAUGUAUUCCUUUGGAGUUCUGGAUUUCAUGAAUUUUUGU
Messenger RNA from Leguminivora glycinivorella, 2194 nucleotides. It is a transcript of the gene P450, whose product is annotated as farnesoate epoxidase-like. The record is from RefSeq and is a predicted model, not a curated record. Lineage: Eukaryota; Metazoa; Arthropoda; Insecta; Lepidoptera; Tortricidae. Gene Ontology annotation, biological process: xenobiotic metabolic process. The transcript is spliced from 8 exons. Bases 343 to 1626 code for a protein of 427 amino acids. Gene Ontology annotation, molecular function: heme binding; iron ion binding; oxidoreductase activity, acting on paired donors, with incorporation or reduction of molecular oxygen, reduced flavin or flavoprotein as one donor, and incorporation of one atom of oxygen. Gene Ontology annotation, cellular component: cytoplasm; intracellular membrane-bounded organelle.